AUGCAGCAUCGUCUCGCAUUCUUAGGUUGCGGGCACAUGGGCAGUGUUAUCGCGAGGGGUCUGCUGAAAGUUCCCAAAUCCUCGACUCCGCUAUGCUCACAUCUUACAAUCUCUGUCUCAAGCGAUGCUUCGGCACGCCGGCUAGAGACGAAAUUUGCAGAGUACAAAGACAAAGUCAACAUCCUGUACAAAAAGAACGUCCAAGCUGCAAACGACGCUGAUGUUGUUCUCCUGUGUUUCCCCCCAAGUCAGGUGCAAAAUGUAUUGAGUGAGGCCAACAUGGCGAAGGCCGUACAGGACAAAUUGGUCAUAAGUAUCCUAGCCGGCGUCUCACGGAAGCGGAUUCAAAGAGCCCUCAACUGCAGUAUUCCUGAAGAGGCAAUGACGUCGCAAGGAAGCCAGGGACAGGCACAGGCACAGGCACAGGCACAUGUGGUACGAGCCAUGCCCAGCUUAGGAGCUCAAGCAGGGGAUUCAGCAACCUUGGUGGUGAACGAAGAACUCCCUUUGCCUCGACACUUGCAGGAGCUCACCGAGAACAUCUUCAAGCAUAUUGGGCUCUGCCACGCCACGCCACCUCAUCUGUUCGAGCCACUCACUGCGCUGGCAGCGGUAUCACACGCACUGAUGAGCGUGGCAAUUGAUGCCAUCAUUGAUAGCAGUGUGGCUGGAGGGAUUCCCCGAGACCAUGCGUUGGCGUUGGCAUCAAUUAGUUUCCGUGGAUAUUCGACUCUACUAGCCCGCGGCGAUGAGCCUGCGGAGCUGAAGAAAUCAUUGCUCAUCGCCAAGGGUUUUACACCGCACGCAAUAGUGAGGUUGGAGAAGGGCGCGGUGCGUUCGGCGAUCAGCGACACGGUGUUAGAUACGCUGGCUUACAUGGGGUCAAUGUCGGCGAACAAAGGGGCUAAUGGACCAUAA
Messenger RNA from Coniosporium apollinis CBS 100218, 918 nucleotides. RefSeq lists its product as uncharacterized. Lineage: Eukaryota; Fungi; Ascomycota; Dothideomycetes. The transcript is spliced from 2 exons. Gene Ontology annotation, molecular function: pyrroline-5-carboxylate reductase activity. Bases 1 to 918 code for a protein of 305 amino acids. The record is from RefSeq and is a predicted model, not a curated record. Gene Ontology annotation, biological process: L-proline biosynthetic process.